AUGAGAUUGCAAGAAGACCAUGCACCAGAAAACUGCAAGAUAUGCCACACCCCAGAAGAAAAAAACAAAGCACUAAUCACCCCAUGCAAGUGCACAAUAAAAGUACAUUCCUCCUGCAUGCUGGCAAUAAUUCAUAAAACACGCCAGGAGACCUGUCCCAACUGUGCCCACCCCAUGAAACUAAAAAAACUUUAUUGCAACAAGACUUAUGCCAUACUAAAAAAUACCAUAAAAUAUAUUAAAAAUAUUUUCAGGCACAGAAGGGCUCCAAUGGUCCCCCCUUGGAGAAUGAUUUUCCAUAAAAUAUCAACCCACAUCAGGUACACCAUCAUGCGCACCAUAAGAGUGGAUCACUUAAAUAUUCUGUACGAUAAAAUUAACAAGCUAAUAAUACUCCAAGAAUACAACGACGCAUUCAUUAAUCAUACAAGAAUUAUUGCAGAAAGCGCCAAAAGCCCAGUUAGUCUGCAGAAUAUCUUCAAUGUAAUUAUAUACGAAGAUACACCAAAUACAACAAGAAUUAAUAAUCCAUUGAUAAAUUGGUCUAUUUUCUUACAGGAAAAUAUAUUAGUCACAAUUACAACAGGAAUAGUUCCAUUACUUUUUACACUAUAUGUAAUAAUUCUUGGAAUAAUGAAAACCCGAGGCGUCUUAAACCAUAGACGAUAUGCUGUGAUAUUUCAUAUAUUGCACAUAUACAGCAAGAUAUGCAUUAUGCUUUGGUUACGGUACGUGGCCCUUCCUUAUGGAAUAUCUCGGGUUAUAACGGGUUUUGCCGUUGAAAUUAUACUAAUUCUUGAAAAAAUGGCAGUUUUAGACAGAUUUAUGGUACUAGGUGUAUAUCCUGCAUAUAUUCACGUUAUUUUUGGGAAUUUAGUCAUAAUUACAACGGAGUCAUUGAUUACUGAAGGAUUUAGUCAUGUUAUUAGGCCGGGAUUAGUGAAUUCCUUGUGCCCCACUGAAUUAACCUUAGAGAAUAUUAUAAAAGACAGGGUAAUCACUGUAAUAUGCGGGUACACACGGGUUCUAACCAUGUUCAUUGGGUUUGCCGCAGGGUUAGCAUGCACCCACUUGCUGUUCUGGUAUUCUAGCAUAUAUUUCCAGGAGUUAUUUAAUUUUCCAAAAAUAUCCGAGUGGCAAUCUCCUUAUCUGCAAGAUAUUUACAUUUUCCUCCUGUUUUUAAACUUGUUUUUUGAAUAUUUCCCGAUUAGGAAGACUUCCCAAUUAGUCCACAACUUUUUGAAAAAUAUUCCUAUAUUUUUAUCAAAAAUUUUGGAAAUAAAUUCCUUUAUUUUCAACGAAAAAAUCCUCCCAGAUACAAACCCGACUAACUUAAAAUAUUUUCCAUCAAAAAAUAUUCCAUACAGCCACGAAGAGAUAAAAAAAAGAGCCAUAAUUCCUGUCACAGAUGACGAAAAAAAUAUUUAUUUUGAUGGAAAUGGAGAGAUAAGGAAGUUAACCCUCAGCAAAUUUGAAUAUUCUGAAAUUCAAUGGGAUAACAAUAUUAUUACACACAGAAAGGCAGAGUUAUUGUAUAAUCCAAUGUAUUCAUUAUAUUCUGUGCCUAAAUUCUGGUUAUUUCGCGUUGUAAUAUUCAUUUUUAGUCUAUCCCUAGGGCUAUCACUAAUUAUAUACGGGAUUACACUGGGAGUUAGUCUAUUUUUAUUCGGAUUAUUUAGGGUUACAUCGGGUUAUAACGGGUUAAAUCGGGUUAUGUCAGGUUAUAUCGGGCUGAAAUCAGGUUAUUUCGGGUUAAAUCAGGUUUUGAUCUGGCCCUUAGUCAUAAUUACAACGGGAACUGGGGUAUUGUUGAUGGGGAAGGGUAGGCGUCUUAUGACUGGUCUAUUUUGGAUUAUUUAUAUGUGCUUAGUCCCAUUUAUAUCUGUUGUAAUAUAUGCUUUAAUUAAUUCAUGCAUGCCAGAACUUAUGGCCCUUUGUAACGUAAGCUUUGAGAAUAUUGUUUGGAGCAUGUCAAUUAUAAUGGGGAGCAUGGUUAUGCUGGGAUAUGGUUACGCAUCUGUUCUGUUUUGGAUGGUUCGGGUUAUUUUAAUGUUAGUUUACUAUAACUUGGGAUAUAUUUAUAUUAAGGCGAAAAUAACGGAUAUUUCCUUAUUUGGCAAGCUAAUAAUUGUUAUGUUUCCUUAUUUGGUAAGCACUAUAUUUAUUCUAUUUUGGGAAAUUUGCUUAUUUAUAAGGAAAUUGCCUUAUAUGGUAAUAUCAUGUUUUAGUGAGAAGGUGUGCGAGGUCGUUCUUCUGAACUAUCCAGAUUAUUAA
This is a messenger RNA of Nematocida ausubeli, 2274 nucleotides long. RefSeq lists its product as uncharacterized. The record is from RefSeq and is a predicted model, not a curated record. Gene Ontology annotation, molecular function: zinc ion binding. The transcript has a single exon. NCBI's taxonomy places the organism in Eukaryota, Fungi, Microsporidia. The coding region runs from base 1 to 2274 and encodes 757 amino acids.